Messenger RNA from Rotaria sp. Silwood1, 2196 nucleotides. NCBI's taxonomy places the organism in Eukaryota, Metazoa, Rotifera, Eurotatoria, Philodinida, Philodinidae. The record is from the annotation of a GenBank genome assembly.
AUGUCUCAUUAUUUUCUACUUAAUUUCAUUCAACGUUUUUCUUUUCUUCAACAAUAUCUUAUUAUUUUAUCAAUAUCUUUCAUUUUACUUUUGAUAUUUAAUCAUUGGUGGUAUAUCUUAUUAUUACCUUUAAGUACUAUUUUUGCUAAUUUUUCUAUAAAACGUUUAUGUCAUUCUAAUCAAUCACCUUAUAAAUUUUCUGGUUAUAUUUACAAUCUUCUUAUUCGAAAACGAUCAUAUAAACAAGAUGAUAAUAUAAAAGAAACUAUUGAUAUAUAUAAUUCAUAUGAAACAACAAUACAUAAAGAAUAUGAUACAUAUAUUCGAACAAUAAUUGCACGUUAUAUAUGUGUUUGGUAUUAUCCAUUAAUAUCAACAGAUCAAGAAUUUCCUGAAGAUUUAAUGAUUAUAUUUCAUAUAAUAUUAAAUCGUUUAAAUGAUCAAUUAAAAUUAUUAAAAUCUUAUGAUAUAAUUCGUUUAAUAAUUAAUUUAAAACAACAACAUAUGAAAGAAUAUUUACGUGCAUAUGAUUCAUAUAGAAAACAACGUAAACCAAAUCGAUUAAGUAAAUCACUUGUUGAAGAAUUUUCUCAAAUUAAUAGUUUGCAUCGUUCAUUAAUUAAUAAUGAUAUUCAUAUAUAUUUAAAAGCACUUGUUGAAUUAUUAUUAACAAAUUUAAUACCUGAACCAGUUCAAAUUUAUUCUGGUAGUCGUACAGGACGAGAAUUUCUUACACAAAUUAUUGUUAAUUGUAUUUUUUUACCAUUAUUUAAUCAAUUUUCUAAACCACGAAUGAUUUAUUAUUUAAUUAUUCUUUUAUGGGAAACUGAAGAACAAAAAAAAUCUUUUGAAAUUAAUGAAAAUUCUUUAAAAAAACAAUUAGAAACAAAUACAAAUCAAAAUGAAAAUGAACCUAUAAUAAUUACAGAAAAUUUAACUAAUCAACAAAAUCAUGAUGAUGAACAUCGAUCAACACGUUUAGAACAUAUUAUUUAUUCUGCAACUAUUAUUUCAUCUGAUACAGCAUAUGAUUCUAUGUUUGGUGCAGCUUAUACUGUUUAUUUGAUUCAAUGUGAAACAAAAUCUCCAUUUACAUCAGAUGCUACUCAUCGAUAUACAGUUCCAAGACGUUUUCGUGAAUUUAUAAAUUUACAUAAAAGAUUACAACAAAAUCAUAUAACUAGUCGACAUUGUUAUGAUAUUGAUGAAGUUUUUCGAACACUUCCUACUCCAAUUGAUAAUAUGAAUCCAGAUGUUAUUCGUCGACGAAAACAUAUACUUGAACAAUAUAUUCAAAAACUUAUUUCAAAUGAAGUUUUGAAUUGUUCACAUGAUGUACUCGAAUUUUUUGCCUUUAAUUCUGAUCCUAAUAUACCAUUUGGCAUAUUACCAAGUAAAUUAUCAGUUCCACGUGUUGAUAGAGUUUUACUUCGCACCUUGUCCGAUAUGGGAAAUAGAUUAAAUAGAUUACGUUCAACUAAACGUGAAAUAGCUCCAUUACAUGAAACAUUUCAAUUAAAUAUUUCAACAACAUAUGAAAAUACAUCAUCUACAUUGAAACAAUUAAAAUUUUAUAUUCAUCAAUCAUCAUUUCGAUGUCCAUCAUCUUUAGUACAAUUACAUUCAACAGAUUCAACAUUUUUACAAACAUUAUUAACACGUUCAUCGAUAGCAACAUCGCGUCGAAAUAAAAUAAUUCAUUCAGAUAUACCUUUAACGGAUGCAGUACUUGAUUUACUUCAUAUAUGUUUACAUUCUUCUGAUGCAAUAAUUAGUUAUCAAUCAAUUCAUCAAAUUCUUCGUACAGUUUUUGGUCAUUUUAUUGAAGAAUUUUUAAAAAAUCAAAUCGAUGAUAUAUUUUCACGUGAAAAUAUUCUUAUGUAUUUAAUUGAUUUACGUACAAAAGUACUUUGGCCUGAUGAUGAUAAUAAUACUGUUAUACCAAUGAAAAAUGUUAAACAUCGAGCAUAUAAUGCUUGUAUGAAUCAAAUUCCAAAUUGGCUUCAAUAUAUUGUUGGUAAAGAAAAUAUUCGUUGUAUUAUUAUGAAUGUCCUUGAAUGUUUAAGCCAUGAACAACUGAAUAAACAUUUUAUUUGUAAUUUAUUUGAUUUAUUUAUUGAACUAUUAAUACCAAAUAUAGCAACAGAAGAUUUUCUAACUAAAUAUGUUCAGAUGCAUGCUGGUAAUCGAUCAUAA